Talpa occidentalis (Iberian mole) is the source of this 2752-nucleotide messenger RNA. It is a transcript of the gene MFSD8, whose product is annotated as major facilitator superfamily domain containing 8. The transcript is spliced from 12 exons. Gene Ontology annotation, biological process: transmembrane transport. NCBI's taxonomy places the organism in Eukaryota, Metazoa, Chordata, Mammalia, Eulipotyphla, Talpidae. Bases 810 to 2243 code for a protein of 477 amino acids. The record is from RefSeq and is a predicted model, not a curated record. Gene Ontology annotation, molecular function: transmembrane transporter activity. Gene Ontology annotation, cellular component: lysosomal membrane.
GCCCCUGCACCCCAUGAGUGGCCUGCAUUGCUCGGUUCUAUUUUAUGGCCAGUUAGACCCAUUACUCGGCUCCGCUGGGGCUGGCCGUCUGAGAUCACACCAGAGUGGGGUGGGGGUCCUAAGCCCUCUUUGGAAUGCAGGCUGUUUGGUCUUGAGUAAGCAAAACUGCAAAUACUGCGAUGGCGGUGAUACACAGGAUGGAGGAAGAGUGGCUAGGUCUCACAGCGGUCUCAUGGGACGUGUCCCCGGAACAUUCCCAGCUCGGUUCUUGCUUCCCAGCGCCCUGGCGCCGGCACCUUUGCUCCCUUUGCCCUCCCUGAAUGUGGCGUCUUAGCUGGCGCCCACCCUCCAUGCCGAGAGCUUGACUGCGGCUUUCUCUCCUCUUGGGUUUUGCCUGACGUGGGUGAUCCAGUUCAGCCCAGAGGGUUCUGUGUUCCGCAUAGUUUGAAAGCCACGCGUUGGUCAGGCGCGCUGCCUUGGAGGCCGUGUAUUUGCAAUGAAAGGUUGAGGCAUAAAACCCUUGGCUUGACAGCGGCACUGAGGAGAAUGUCGAGCAGAGAACAAAUACCAGAACCAAGCAGCCGUCGUGGGCCCUAAAGCCCAGCAUGGUGGUGGAAGGCGCGUCCCUUCUCGAGCUCCGCCGACUCGGGACAGCAGCCUCUGGAAGCCAAGUCUCAGCCGCCACUCGGCUCAGCCGCACGGUAAACAAACGUGAUGGGCGCAGUGGCCUGAAGCGCCUGCUCGCCAGCAAGUGGAGAGAUACAUUUUUUUACCAAAGUUGCAGUUUCUGAAGGAAAAGAGAGUGGGGCAUGGUCGAGACCCCGGAGCACUUCAGGAGCCGGUGGCGGUCCAUCAGGGUCUUGUACCUGACCAUGUUCCUCAGCAGUGUAGGGUUUUCCAUCGUGAUCAUGUCCAUAUGGCCGUAUCUCCAGAAGAUUGACCGGACAGCCGACGCGGGCUUCCUGGGCUGGGUGAUUGCUUCCUUCAGUCUUGGCCAGAUGGUGGCUUCGCCUCUAUUUGGUCUGUGGUCGAAUCACAGGCCGAGGAGAGAGCCUCUCACGGUCUCCAUCAUCAUCGCGGUGGCGGCCAACUGCCUCUACGCCUACGUGCACCUGCCCACGUCGCACAACAAGUACUACAUGCUGGCGGCCCGCGCGCUGGUGGGCUUCGGCGCAGGCAACGUCGCCGUGGUCCGCUCCUACAUUGCCGGCGCCACUUCCCUGCAGGAACGGACCAGCUCCAUGGCCAACACCAGCGCAUGCCAGGCGCUGGGCUUCAUCCUGGGCCCAGUUUUCCAGACUUGCUUCGCGCUCAUCGGAGAGAGAGGCGUGACCUGGGACGCCAUCAAGCUGCAGAUAAACAUGUAUACAGCCCCGGUUUUGCUCAGUGCCUUCCUGGGAGUUAUAAAUAUUAUUCUGAUCCUUACUGUAUUAAGAGAGCACCGAGUGGAUGAAUCAGGACGACAGUAUAAGAGCAUUAACUCUGAAGAAGGUGCCGACGUGGCCAGUGCCCGCGGGGGCCCUGACCAUCUCGCCGUCGUGGCCACCAACGUCCUGUUCUUCGUGGUUCUCUUCAUAUUCGCCCUCUUCGAGACCAUCCUCACCCCGCUGACGAUGGACAUGUUCGCCUGGACGCGGGAGCAGGCCGUGCUGUAUGACGGGAUCACGCUGGCCGCCCUGGGCGUCGAGGCAGUGAUCGUGUUCCUGGGGGUCAGAUUUCUUUCCAAAAAGGUGGGCGAGCGCGCGAUCCUGCUGGGCGGACUGGCCACCAUCUGGGCCGGCUUCUUCGUCUUGUUGCCCUGGGGGCAUCGGCUCCCCCGGAUCCAGUGGCAAGAUUUGCAUAACAACACUGUCCCCAACACCACGUUCGGGGAGGUUGUCCUCCCUCUCUGGAAGGCUCCCAGGGAAGACCACAGCGAGGAGCCCACGGGGUGCCCGAUCCAGCAGGCCUGGUGCCUCUACACCCCCGCGGUCCACCUGGCCCAGUUCCUGGCCUCGGUGCUGCUCGUGGGGAUGGGCUACCCGGCCUGCAAUGUGAUGUCCUACUCGCUGUACUCCAAGAUCCUGGGACCAGAGCCGCAGGCGGGGGGCGCCGCAGGAACCGCCCAGCUGAGGUGCCCCCACACACGCAGCUGUCAGGCCUGGCCGCACCUGAGCACCAGCGCGGGCCCGCCAAGGACCAGCAGGAUGAACAGAGAGCACCCCAGGACUUCCUCCCUGAGGAGAGUGACCCCACUCCUGUAACGGGGUGCGGGAGGGUCUGGGGUGAGGGGGCCCCGAGCCCAGCAGCCCCUCCUCGCAGGCGGACACGGGUGGGCGGUACGGCCUUUCUAGGGGUCUGCACCGUGCUCGCCUGGCUGGAGGCUGCUUUUGUUUAAAGACACCCCCUUGCCUUUUAUUUUAAUUUGCAAUUUAUGAUCAUGUUUCCUCAUGAAAUGGAAAGUUCCCAUCAGCCCCCUUGGCCCAGCCCAGCCCAGCCCUGACUCCAGCCCGGUGCCCCCAAGACCCGGGGCCCCAGGCAGUGCGAGUACCAGGACUGGGGCCGAGAUGACUACGCGGGUUUGCUGCUCUCGGGCCCCUCUCCUGGGGGGUCGCCGACCUCACUUGCAGGUGCCAGGAAGGGUCCACCCCGACACCCGUGGCCGCUGCUCGUUACCGCGGUCCGCGGUUUUUGGUCCUUCGACGCGGGAGGCAAACCAGCGCGAGGAGCCGCCGCCCAGGAGGGAGGCCCGCCCGGGCUGUGCCCGCUUGGC